This is a messenger RNA of Acanthoscelides obtectus, 288 nucleotides long. Lineage: Eukaryota; Metazoa; Arthropoda; Insecta; Coleoptera; Chrysomelidae. The record is from the annotation of a GenBank genome assembly.
AUGUUCCGCGGGUGUUUCCAACAGACUCGUAAACUGCUCGAUCUCAACGAAGAUCGGGCGCUGAUGGCGGCGCUGCAGAGUGACUGCACGCGCGAGCUCAUGCACAGGUUGGAGGGCCUAGCGGGCGAGGUCCCUGCUGUCCAGCUAUGGCGAGAGCGGCUGGCGACAUCCCCGAUAUUAUCGGGGAUGGAAAACUCCUCAGACGAUACAGCCAGCCGCUCUUGGCUCAGGAGAAGCCUAAGGGCUGGACAGGUAGGGACUUCGUUCGCGCGGUCCACUACGUACUAA